Molecule: messenger RNA, 1023 nt
Organism: Necator americanus (New World hookworm)
Lineage: Eukaryota; Metazoa; Nematoda; Chromadorea; Rhabditida; Ancylostomatidae
Exons: 12
Coding region: 1-1023 (340 amino acids)
Source: RefSeq, a predicted model, not a curated record
AUGCUCAAAGUUGAAUUUUUGAUCGAAUUUUUAUACGAAGCAAGCAUGGAUUUGAACAAAAUAACGUAUUUCACGCGAAACAUGGCUAAUUAUAUGGCAUCCUACUUUUCGACGAAAACAGAGGACGCACAAGAUGUUGAGAAAGAUAAGAAUAAAACUCCAAUCUCAGCAUUAAAUCAACAGAAAAGUGCGGGUCCUGGCGCAGCAAAUGCGAAGCCAUCUAACGAGGAGAAGCAACCAAAUAAGACAGAAAGUGUAAAAGUGGGCGAAAAAGAUGAAAAUACGACUCCAAGCCCAGCAACAAAUCAACAGAAAGGUGCAAAUUCUGUUCCAACGAAUGAAACACAGAAGCCACAAAAUGUACCACCUCUUUCCGUUAACAUCGACCAAAAAAACAAAUCCUUUAUCUCUUCCCAAUAUGUCAAUAAGGAAAGCAAUCUCGAAGCAUAUUCUGGCAUCUCUCGUCCUUUAGAAACCUCAGGAGAAAAGGGACAAGCUGCUGCAACACCGCUGCGUUCUCAACAGAAUGAACAACAUUCCAAUAACGAUACAAAACCAAAGCAACAACCUUCUCCCGACUUUCAAACUCCGACUGCUGUUCAAAUGGCUCGCUCGACAGACCCAAGCUAUGAAACACUGCGUGGGCUGGACAAUGCCAAGGUUUUUGGCGACGACAAGAGUGCGGAAGCAAAACAACAACCUUCUCCUGAGUUCAAAGCUCCGUCUGCUGUUCAAGUAGCUCGCUCGACAGAUCCAAGCUAUGAAACACUGCGUGGGCUGAAUAAUGCCGACGUUUUUGGCAAAAAUAAGGAAUCUAAUGAAAAUGAUGAGGGAGCAUAUGAAUCAGCCGAUGCACUUGACAAAACGGACCCAUUCUCCACACAUGUCGUGGCUUCUUCAGCGUCGGGAAAGUUACGUUCAGAUCAAAAGGAUAUGGAACAGCUUGUCUUAUGUUGUAAAAGUCUCCAUCGAAUAUAUGAAGUACUCCACCGUAUUAAUGACAUAAAGAAAGAUUUAUGGUGA